Molecule: messenger RNA, 2941 nt
Organism: Cuscuta epithymum
Lineage: Eukaryota; Viridiplantae; Streptophyta; Magnoliopsida; Solanales; Convolvulaceae
Source: the annotation of a GenBank genome assembly
AAAAAAUUCUGCCACACCAUUAAUAAAUUAAGCAAAAUAACAUCAAUGAAUUAAAUAAAAAAAACACUGCCAGAUCAAUAACUUAAGCAAAAAAAAAUACAACCACUGAACCAUGUGCCACUGUGUUGCUCCUACUUCCUCCAAUUAUUUAUUCAUCGAGAAAGAUCCAAAGUUGCAAGGUGGUGGCUUUCAAGUUGUAUAGAAUCCACUACACACCAAAAAACAUCUCCCAAAUCUCAAUAUUUUCUGAUUCUGAAUGAACUACAUAGCCGCAGUUGGAUACAAACGGAGGGAAGGACGAGUUCUGGAGUUUGGAGCUUCCGCGGAUGAGCUUUACGAUCUAAAAAACGACGACAUUUUGAUAAUAACAAUUGAAUUUUUUGGGUGUUCACAUGAAUACCCUUGAACAGCACCAGCUCCGCCACUGACCCAUACAAAUGGUCUAACCUGUAAUGAAAAUUUUUCUCUCUCCAGGAAAACUGGAACUGCCCUAGUUGCUGCCCUGGAUGGAACAAUUCAUCUGUUUGACCUGAGCACCAAAAGGCCACUCUGGUCAUUUACAUCUGGUUCGCCAAUUUAUUGUGCAUAUCAGGCUCAUAAUGACAAGGAAAGUACGUCUGACAUAAGCAAUGGUUAUUUCAUUGAUAUUGGAACCGAGGAUGACUGGGAACUUUAUGCACACAACGGACCGGAGAAACUGAAACUCAAAAAGAGCAUUGAAGCUUAUGUUAGUGCAACACCUCAAGUAGCAGAAGAUGGAGGAGUUGUUUUGGGGUCUAGAAGAAGUAGUGUAUUCCAAGUUGAAGCAAAAACUGGAAGCCGAAUUUCCACAUAUACAAUGCUGCCUGAUUACCCAGCAAAUAGUGGCAGAUCUGUGAAUCUGAAAUCAGCACUUUAUAUUACAAGGACUGAUUAUUCUUUGACGUCAUUUGCUCUAAACUCAAAUAAAGUUGUGUGGAAUGUGUCAGUUGCUGAAAUUGGGGCAGCUUUUCUUUGCCAAGGUUUUGAUGACCCGACUGAUUUCAACAUGCCAUUGCCAUGCAACUCAUGGGCUCCAGUUCAUCGCUUUCGUGGUCACAAUUUACUAGAAUGUCUGUCCACUCCCAAUUGCUUGCUUAAUGUCAUUCUUUUAUCUUCACAUUACACCGACAAAUAUUCAAACAAUCAUCGUGAAGAUGGACCAAGGAUCAAAGGCAUUAGCCAACUUAUCAAUAAUGGAAGAUUCAGCGUGUUCGUUUUAAUUGUUUUUGCUGCUAUGCUUGUGGGAACCAUUUUCCAGCAUUAUAUACUUGGACACACCAUUAGCUUAUGGGGGGAAACUGCACCUCCCAAAAAGAAGAAAUCAAACAAGUCUGCAAAGAUUGAAGGAAAUGGAGGGGAAAAGGAUGCAGCAGACAUUGAGACUGGUAACAAAAUGUUGUUAAACCUCAACCAUCCAACUUCACACAAUGCAGAUGGCCGGACAAUUGGUAAAUUAUUUGUCUUCUUCGAUAAGGAGAUUGGUAAAGGAAGCAAUGGGACGAUUGUUCUCGAGGGCAUCUAUCAAGGCCGUCCAGUUGCUGUGAAGCGUCUAGUGAGGGCCCAUCAUGAUAUUGCUUUUAAAGAAAUGCAGAAUCUGAUUGCAUCCGAUCAACAUCCAAAUAUUGUUCGAUGGUACGGAGUGGAGCAAGACCAAGAUUUUGUUUAUAUGGCAUUGGAGCGCUGCAUUUGCAGUUUGGAUGACCUUAUCCAGAUCUGCUCGCUCUCUUCACAAAAUAGUAAUAAUGAUACUAAAAGGAUUGUGGAUCCUGAAUCUAUGCAGUAUAGGAUUCGCUUGGAUUCUUUGAAACUUGAUAUGCAGGGUAUAAAGUUGUGCAAGGAAAACGGCUAUCCUUCGGCGACAUUACUCAAGCUGAUGAGGGAUGUGGUCUGUGGGCUGAUCCAUCUACACGAGUUAGGAAUUAUUCAUCGAGAUCUAAAGCCCCAAAAUGUCUUGAUAACUAAGGAAAGAGUAUUGUGUGCUAAAGUAUCAGAUAUGGGUAUAAGCAAACGCCUUAUUGGGGAUAUGUCUUCUUUAGGUCAUCAUGCAACAGGUUACGGAAGUUCAGGAUGGCAAGCUCCAGAACUGCUUCUUCAAGGGCGUCAAACACGUGCAUUAGAUUUAUUUAGUUUGGGCUGUGUUCUGUUUCAUUGUAUAACUGGUGGUUGUCAUCCCUUUGGCAACCCCCUGGAACGUGAUAUCAAUAUUACCAAGAACAGAAUUGACCUAUUUUUGGUUAAUCAUAUGCCAGAAGCGGUGGAACUCCUCUCUGGCUUAUUAGAUCCCAAUGCUGAGAUGAGGCCAAAUGCGGGAGAGGUUCUUGCUCAUCCUUUCUUUUGGACAUCCGAGACGCGAUUGGCAUUCCUUCGUGACACUAGCGAUAGGGUAGAAGUAGAAGAUAGGGAUAGUGGUUCGGUUUUAUUAAAAGCACUGGAAUUGGAAGGGACAUCUGUGUGUGCAUGGGAUUCAAAGCUGGACCCCGCACUCCUCCAUGACAUAGCCCGUUACAGGCGUUAUCAGUUCCACAGUGUCCGUGACUUGCUCAGGCUCAUACGUAACAAGUCCAAUCAUUACAGACAGCUUCCAACUGAAGUUCAGGAACUUUUAGGGCCAUUGCCGGAAGGAUUUGAUGCCUAUUUCACAAGCCGAUUUCCUCGACUGCUUAUUCAGGUUUACAAAGUUGUGUCCUCACACUGUAGGAAAGAAGAGUUCUUCCAUAAAUACUUCUCAAACUCUACACUGUAAUAUUUUAUCUUUCGACUUAUAUAACUACGCUUUGAUACAUACUUGUUUGAUACCUCUAGUGUUUCGUGUACAUACACAUCCCCGUUAAAUGUUUAUCCUGAUUAAACACCAUUGAUUUUCACUUACUGGGCUGAAAUGGAUUAUAGAACCUUCCUUUAAUAUUCACAUUUCAACCAA